UCAACUUUAUUUAGAGAGGGUGACAUGUGACAGUAUAAACUGAUAAACUAGUGGCCCUCUGUGCUAAAAUUGUCCUAACCAUACGAAUCAAUUAAGUCCAAUAAAAUGAAAGAUUAGUUUCUUUAUACCCUGGGUGGACUUCAAUUUAUGGCCCCAUUUGUGGACACAGAAACCAGAGAACAUAGCAAUGGAUAAAUAAAAUAUCAUUUUGUUUUUUGCUGUCCAAAACGACAAAUAAAUAUUAAAACGAUCUGGAUUAACUGACCAAUGUGACGAAUAAAUGAAACAAAUUUUUUUUAAGAUUAGCUGACUAAAAAACUCUGGACAUACCUGUCUCUUUAUGCUGUCACUUUUGUGGGGGUUGAAAAACCUCCAACAGAGUUGUUUGCCUCUUUAUGGCAGACAUCCGAUGUGUAAUUUAUUCAUAUUUUGGCAAAACUCAAACUCUGGGAAGUGGAUGCAAUCUUGUCAAGCAUGAGUGAUUUUCAGAGCAUGUGGAUAUUUGUAUUGGGCAUGCGUUGUGCAGGUUUCACACCCAGAUCCCAAGGUUGUGCGUAAAGGCCAGGCAGCUCAUCACAAACUGUUUUUGAACGAAAGAAAAAACAAAUGCAAGUCACCACCGCUAAUUACUCGGAAUUCAGGCAACUUUCUUUUGUGUUUUAUGAAUAAAUGUUGGCCAAUCCAAGCAUCAUGUUUUGUAGAAAAAUGUUUCAUGCCAUUUGUCUCAUUUGAUGCAAGUUCUCAAUCAAAGUAGGUAGCGAAAUCCUGGGAAGUAGCUGGCGAAUUUUGCCUGCUGCUGGCCGUACUAAGAAUAGUGCCUUCUGGGCAGGUCCAACAAUGAACGUCUGGAGUUCCUGUGAAAUCUGACAACUCUGAUUGGCUGAGAGUAUGAAACAAAUACUUUGCACAUGCUCAGAAAAUUAGGCCAGGCAAAGGUCAGAAUUCUUGGUACCAUGUAUAGACCUAAAGAAUCAUGGCCUCUGGAAUGGUGAAUGUAAAACUCCAAAGUAUUGCAAUGGUUUAAUGGCAAGGCUGUAGUCUAAAAAAAAUUAUGUGGAGCCCAAAGUUUCCUAACCAUGAAAUCUUGGGUGCCCAGCACUUAAGCUUGUAUGAAAAAUGGGCUGUAUAGCUUAAUGCUUAUAGAAUAAAGCUGUCAUUGUUUACAAAAUUUAUUUCUUUUUCCUGCAGCUUCUUCUAGAACAUUUAGAAUGUUUAGUAGCACGACACGAAAGAUCCUUGAGAAUGACAGUUGUCAAACGACAAGCUGCCACCACUGGAGGUGUGUCAUCUGAAGUGGAAGUUCUCAAGGCUCUCAAAUCCCUGUUUGAGCAUCACAAAGCUCUGGAUGAAAAGGUGCGUGAAAGACUUCGGCAGGCUGUAGACAAAAAUAAUGCCCUUGAAGCAGAACUUGAAGAAACACGGGAAAAGCUCAAAGAGCUUGAACAAGAAAAUGAGGAUAUUAGACUUCGAAAUCUUAGAAGAGUAAGAACUGAGGAAAAGCUUCAUGCAUCAAGUGAGAACUGCCAGGAAAAUGGUGAUGAAAAUUCUAAUGCUGAAAAGCAGCAUCUUUCGAACGGACCAGUUAAUGUUGAUGUGAGUGCACAUGAAGAACAAAUGGAAGAGAUGCAGUUUCUUUUGGAUAAACGAACCAAGGAGGUGGAACGGCUUACAAGAGAAAAUAAGGAUUUGAAAGAGAGAUGUACUGCACUAGAAGAAGAGUUGAGAAUAUGUAACAAACAGCUAGACAGAGGAAAUACCUCCAUUCAGAGACUGGAAAGAGAUUUAGAUGAGGCAGCAGCCCAGAAAUCCGACAUGGAAGAUAGAAUAGCAACUCUUGAGAAGCGUUACGUUCGACUUCAGCAUGAAGUCACAGCUCUGAAUGAUGAUAAUGAGAGACUGGCAACUGAGCUUGCUAGUAAAGAAAGUGAACUUAUACAGACGGAAGAGAAAGUAAGGUGUCAACAAGAAAAACUAGAACUCGCUGAGCAGAACCUUAACCAGUCUCUAAGAAAAGCUGAAGCAUUACCUAAAAUAGAAGAAGAAUUAGCCGUACAAAUGGCAGCCUUAAAUGAGGCGGCAGAGAAACAAGGGUCAGCAGAAGAGACUGUUCAACAGCUGCAGACCCAGGUUCAAGACCUUCAGGCCGAGCUUAACAGGGCCCGGGAAAGAGAAAAGAUUAAAGAAGACCAUAACACUAGAUUAUCAAAUACAAUUGACAAGUUGCUGGGUGAAUCAACUGAAAGACUACAAGUUCACCUCAAGGAAAGGAUGGCUGUACUGGAAGAGAAGGCUGCUCUGGCUCAAGAACUUACAGCAGUAAAAUCACAAGUAGAAGAUCUUCAAAGGGAAAAGGAAAUAUUAGCCCUAGAACUAGGAAGACUGAAUGAAGAGUUUGAAAAACGAAAAUCUACGAGUGCUCCAGCUGCUGCAGUGAAUGGUCCUGUUGUACAAUUUGCCAGUGAGCCUGUUAAGCGAGAGACAAAAGGCCGCUCUGGAAUAGAGGACUCACCCAGCAGGGUGUUUACACUAAAUGAACAGGAGUGGCAGAAGCUAGAACAGGCAAGCGUUCUUAAGAAUGUUGCCAUGGCAUUCGACACUGGUCGGCUCUCUGACAUUGAAAGUGAUGCUGGCAGUGACAUCUCUGAAGAAAGAGGCGUCGGUGGUGACGCGCAGACUUUAGCAUCUCUCCUACAACAGCAGAUAGACAUAAUUAAUAAAGAGCUCAACCAACUUCAGGAGGAACACAAGACAACUGAGAGGAGAGCCAUUGUCCUUGAGAAGACUGUAACAAGAAGCCCAAUGCAUAAGCAUGUGUAUUCAGCUAAUUCUCAACAGGAAUUGGUUGCAUCUUCUACAUCUUUUCCAUUUCCUCCUCUUGAUCCCAUGGAUACAACACCAAUCUGGGUUAAGUCAAGCAAGGAAGGUUCACUGAACAACCUUGAUGAUGCACCCACCCCUCCCACACCUAGCUCAGGUACAUCUGAUUCUACAGAAAGUUCUAAACCCAGCCAGACAGGUGCAAAUUCCAGUUCAUUACCUGAUGAUGCAGCAAGUACAGUACCAUCUACUAAUGGCAUGAUCAAAUUAAGGGAUAACUCAGUGGACUCAUUACCAAGUGUCACAAGCACAACAAGUAGUGCAGAAUCUUUAUCAAAAAACAGCAGCAGUGGCUCGCGUAAGAAAGGCAUCAAAGGAUCCUUUGGGCGUCUGUUUGGAACUAAAACAAAGACUAAAAAUAAGGACUCUGCGGGUGUCCUAUCAGACUCGUACUCUCUUUCAAAUGAACCUGUUCCAGGAGGAACAGGGCAGAGAGAGUUAGACAGGAGAAUAAAAAAUAAGUCACAUUUGUUAGCGGAAGCAUUAGCAGCUGGGACACCUUUUGCUUUGUGGAAUGCGCCUACAGUUGUGGCUUGGUUAGAGUUGUGGGUUGGUAUGCCUGCCUGGUACGUGGCUGCCUGUAAAGCAAAUGUUAAGAGUGGAGCAAUCAUGUCGGCUUUGUCAGAUACUGAGAUUCAACAUGAGAUUGGAAUAUCAAAUCCACUUCAUAGGCUCAAGUUACGGCUUGCCAUCCAAGAGAUUGUCACUCUUACAAGUCCAUCAUCACCAACAACUAACAGAAAUUCUCUAGUGUAUGGUGAAAUGAACCAUGACUGGAUUGCUAAUGAAUGGCUGCCCAGUCUAGGACUUGCUCAAUACAAGAGUACUUUUCAAGAAUGUUUAGUAGAUGCAAGAAUGCUGGAACACAUCAGCAAAAAAGAACACCAAAAGUAUUUGAAAUUAGUAGAUGGUUUUCACAGACACAGCUUACAAUGUGGUGUCAAAUGUUUAGGAUUUAUGAAUUACGAUAGGAGGUUGCUGGAGAAAAGACAGCAAAUGUGUGCAGAGGAGGUUAAAGAUGUGCUUGUUUGGAGCAAUGAACGUUUAAUUGAGUGGUUAAAGAAGAUUGGAUUGAACGAAUACGCUGAUAACUUGCACGGCACAGGAGUCCAUGGAGCUGUUAUUGCGCUGGAUGAUACUUUUGACUUCAGUACCCUGGCAUACGCUUUACAGAUACCCAGUCAAAACACACAGAUACGUCAAAUUCUUGAGCGGGAAUUCAAUUGGUUGCUGGCGAACGGUACUGACAGAGAAGUGCUGGAUGAACUUGGUAAUGGUGGUGAUUUCAAGCGCUCCAAAUCCUGGCGAAAGAUGUUUAAGCAACGUGAUAAAGGAAAAGACAAGAGCAAAGACAAGGAAGCUAAUAUUAGAAAAAACUCGUCCGGAUCGGAGUCAUCUCUGAGCCAGUCAAGCGUCAGCUCGUCUCCAAAACCUUCAGCUAAGAAUGCUAAACACAAUGUGGUCAGUAGUGACCCAAAAACAACAGAUGGUGGUUCUGUGGUCUCAAGCCAGUCAUAGCAGUUAUCAGGCAAUCAUUAAUCACACAGUUUGGUGUCCAAUAUGAAUGGUUUACUAAAAUUAACCAAUAUAUCAAGUAUGCUUAAAUUAUAAAUACAAAUUUAUUUUUUCAUUUAGACAAGGGUAUUGGUAUUGUAAACUAUACUAGUCGUUUUAGUACCUAAUUUUAUGGAAUUGUAACAAAAGAUUUAUUAAGGAAUUGGUCUGAGAUUCCUCGAGAUUGGCCACAGCAAAUGUUCUUGGGCUUGUGUAAAGAUGAAAUACCUCGAGCGUUUUGUAUAAUGUAAUUUGCAAUGCCUGACCUGUGAAUAUGAUUAAUUCCAUCAGAAUAAUAAAUUAAUUAAUUGAAAUUGUUCACGCUCCGUCCAGCAUGUGCUGCUAGUAGUCUUUGAGAUCAGUUUUACCCGUUUUCAGAGGUUGUUCGAUUGUUCAAUGCUACUGAAGAACCUCGAUGUGAUCUCUCUGUUGUUUGCCCUUGUCAAAUUUUAUUUUUUAUAGUCAUAUAAAUUUUAUAACUCUCUGUCUUUGUUACCUAAAAUAAUCCAUUUUCGAGAAAAGGAAAUUGUUGUUUGGUUUUCUUUUUUGAUUGAGUAAAGGUGAAAAUUGGUAUCACACAACUCAACCAAGGCUACUAGCAUCCAUUUUGAGAGAGUCGCGAGCGUGGUUUAAUAAAAUUUUGUAAUGAAUUGAAGUAACUAUUGUACUGUUUCGAGUUGAAAUGAAUUCAGAAUACCUUCUCGUGAAGGAGGUAUAAAAUUAUUACGUCACAAAGUUUGACCAUAUUUAGCUUGGUACGUGAUUAGUGAAUUUUUGUCAUUGGUGUAAUUUAAGUAUUAGGUACUAAGUACAGUUUUCAUAGUUGUGAGUAAAUUUGAUGGUAUAGUUGGUAUUUUUUCCACCCAUUGAAUCAGGUUGUAAUCGUUUGUGGUAGGAUUUUAGUCGCUACUGAGGGAGAGACUUUCGAGAUCUGAAAUAAAAAUCUCAUACUGAUGACGUAAUCCUGCAGAGGCCCGUACAGGGUUUGUUAAUGGUUAAACUGGAGCUCAACCAAUCAGAGACGCUACUGGAUACCUACGCCAUCAGUGUGGGACGUCUUUGGCUUAAAUCUCAAUUUGUUUUUCUCGUCAGUGAAGAAAGUGAUGCAGAAGAAUUUUUUUAAGUGUCCAGUAAAUCUUGGUCAAGCUUCUGAUUUGUACAGAAUUUUGAAUAGCAAGAUAAGACAUAAUUUACGAGGCAGAAAUUGAUCUCUUUCGUCCGCUUGCUUUUCUGUUAAUACUAGGCAUUGAACAUGGUCUGAUCCUGUAGACCUUAAUACUUUCACUUCCUAGAGUGCUAAAGCUCAACAUUGCAAAGAAAUUCAUUUAUCAUUUCCUGAGUAUCGAGAACACACAGUUUUUCGUAUGUGUAAGUUCAAUCAUUAAUACAGGUUAAGUCUACACAGCAUUUUCUCUCCAUAUCUUGGCCAUGUAACGGGGGACAGAAAACUAGCAUUUAAUAUGUUUCACUGUACUAACUCACUAGGAGGAGAUUGCUUGGGCUUUGGGUUGUAUGUCACUUGGUCAAGUCCGUAAAGUUUUGGAAUAUAAUGAAGCCUGGUUCCAAACUUCACAGACUCCUGCAACUGUACCCUAGCGUCGUGAAAUAAAUUAACAUUAUAAUGCUUUUUUAUACGUAAAUAAGUAGAAUAGCUUGUUAUAUAUUGAAGCGGGCACUCUGACAAGCCCUUGGACGUUAUAGUUCAUUUAUAUGGUGGAAUGAAUUUUUGGAAGCAUUGAACAAGGUGGAGACAUUUGUAUGCUUCUUUGCUAAGGAUGUUCUUUAUCGAGACUUCAGGCAAUAACGGGAAGCAAAUGAAUUUGUAGUACAUACCCAACUACUCAUCGUGUAAUAUUUAUCUCUACUAUGCGAAGCUUGUCUAAGACAUUUUUGUAUCACGCCUCAAGACUUGAACUUGUUAGUGAUCUCAAUGUAUGCUAUCCGUGUUUUUACUGGCUGUAAUUCCUUAAAGUUAGUCGUAUACUUGAUAUUGAACAUAUCUACAACGAUUGGACUUUUAUAGAUUUGAAACUGCGUUCAUUGCUAAUGCAUCUGGUAAGUAAGCAACAGACUAGGUUGUGCGUCGAAUGAUAGCUUAAAAUGACAGCGGAAUUUAAUAGCUGUUACUAUGUGGGAUAAUUUGCCUCGUACAAGUUGCAAAGGAGCACCUCACAGGCAGUAUCUCUAUAUUUAUUCACAAAUGAGAACAAGAUUUUUUUUGUUUUUCCGUACUGUAUAUCAUUUGUAAAAUAUGGAAACCAACAAUUUUGUUAUCUUUAAUGUAUAUGUAAUCAAAUAUCAGGAUCAUGAAAUACAGUUAUAUUUUAGUACUAGCAGUCUGCAAGUCUUGAGAAUAAACUAAAACUGGUUUACACCAGUG
Molecule: messenger RNA, 6811 nt
Organism: Orbicella faveolata
Lineage: Eukaryota; Metazoa; Cnidaria; Anthozoa; Scleractinia; Merulinidae
Product: liprin-alpha-1-like
Biological process (GO): synapse organization
Cellular component (GO): presynaptic active zone
Molecular function (GO): protein binding
Source: RefSeq, a predicted model, not a curated record